Molecule: messenger RNA, 701 nt
Organism: Eurytemora carolleeae
Lineage: Eukaryota; Metazoa; Arthropoda; Copepoda; Calanoida; Temoridae
Product: transmembrane protease serine 12
Exons: 13
Coding region: 273-701 (142 amino acids)
Biological process (GO): proteolysis
Molecular function (GO): serine-type endopeptidase activity
Source: RefSeq, a predicted model, not a curated record
CAGUUUUCAGUGUAAUUUUCUCCUUAAAUCCUCCUGCUUGGCCUAGGUCUCAAGGAACGAAUCGUCAUUGUGGAGGUGUACUUAUCACUAAACGCCAUGUACUAUCAGCGGCCCACUGUUUUCAUGACAAUGACGAAGACUGCACCAAUUCGGACUGUAUUAGGUUUGGAGUACAUGAUGUACAAGUUUACUUGGGGGUCACUGAUUCCAGCAAGUCAGGCUAUGGAAAACUGAGGAAUCUUGAAAAACUUGAUAUUCAUCCAGGUUGGGUGAUGGAUGGAAUCACACAAGGACAUGAUUUGGCUGUUCUUACUUUGAAGACCUACGUGGAAUUAGAAUGCUACUUAACCAUCAAUCCUAUCUGCUAUCCAUACGCACCUAAACCAUCAGUAAUUGGAAAGACUGCAUUUAUUAUAGGGUUCGGAUUAAAAAAACUUGGGACUCCAACAACAAGACUUCAGAAAGCAAAUGUCCAAAUCACAACAGAGAGGUGUGAUGAGUGGAACUUAAGAGGAAACCAACUGUGUGCAUUAGGAAACCCAAUAGGCAAUCAACGCUUGGCAGACACCUGCUCAGGAGACAGUGGUGGUGGACUGAUAAUAUCUGAUGAUACCACUGAUAGAUAUUUUUUGGUGGGAAUUACAUCAUUUGGAGAAGAAGAUUGUGGACAUACAGGUAUACAUCUUACACGUCUAAAAUAA